Didymodactylos carnosus is the source of this 561-nucleotide messenger RNA. The record is from the annotation of a GenBank genome assembly. NCBI's taxonomy places the organism in Eukaryota, Metazoa, Rotifera, Eurotatoria, Philodinida, Philodinidae.
AUGACAUCGUCAAAAUUUGGGCCGCCUACUGUUAUUAUCGAAUCGUGUCUAUUCAAACAACCACAAUUAGGUGAUAAUCGCCGUAGGUCAUUUCCUCAUUCAAUAAGUAUUCCAGAUUUUUCUUUUAAACGAGAUACUUAUAGAGAUUUGCGUAAUAAACUUUGUUAUUCCACAUGUCAAUUAAAUCGAAAAGCUCAAUCGUGUUCAUCAUUAUCCUUCAUCACAACAGCAACAGAUUCGCUGAAAUCAUCUCUCUUUCGUCCACCUUCGCCAUCACCAUCUUCGAAUUUAGGUCAUUUUCUUGACCCAAGGAAUGCAAAUGCUCAAAAAUUCAAGAAUAUUAGUGGUAGUACUUUAGGUACUCAGACAGCUAGUUCAUCUAGAUUUUCAUUAUACGAAAGCUUUUUCGAUUUAUCAGAUAAUGGACAAGAAAAAUAUCGAACAUUGGAAGAGAAAAGACUGUUUGACCCAAUAAUAUUACAGAGUAAAUAUCAUUAUGAACAAUGCGAUGAUUUUCAAACCAAAUGUAAUAAUUGGCUUCAAACUAUUGAACGUGUAUAG